Molecule: messenger RNA, 1974 nt
Organism: Aspergillus ibericus CBS 121593
Lineage: Eukaryota; Fungi; Ascomycota; Eurotiomycetes; Eurotiales; Aspergillaceae
Product: WDR46/Utp7 family protein
Exons: 2
Coding region: 148-1758 (536 amino acids)
Biological process (GO): maturation of SSU-rRNA from tricistronic rRNA transcript (SSU-rRNA, 5.8S rRNA, LSU-rRNA)
Cellular component (GO): 90S preribosome; small-subunit processome; nucleolus
Molecular function (GO): protein binding
Source: RefSeq, a predicted model, not a curated record
GAAAAAGCUGCGGAUGAGCCUCCGUUCUACCUCCAUUUCACCCCCAAGGUCCACCACCUGACUGUGCUUGGGAAUUUCUCCGAAUUGCUUAUCAGUCAGCUCGUCGCCUCCGAUUUCUACUCGUCUAAUUCACAUCCUCACACAACCAUGUCGGAAACCGCGCCGACAACCGCCGUUGCGCCGGCCGAUCACAAGCGCAAAGAAAGCAGAAGGAUGAUGGAGGCGCAGAAGACUUACGGCCGGGGUAAAUCCAUCCACACCCACAGUGUCAGGGACAAGAAACUGCGCAGCAACCUCAAAGCCGUCGAAGACAAGUUCAAGGAAGCGGCCCUCAAGGCCAAGGAUGCGGAGAUUUUGCUCGAGCACGAUGCCGGUUUCCUCGAGCCGGAAGGAGAGUUGGAAAGGACGUACAAGGUUCGACAGGAUGAGAUCCGCGACAGCGUUGGAAUCGAGACGGCCAAGAAGGGAUUCGAGCUGAAGUUGACCGAAAUGGGACCCUAUCGGGCGGACUACACGAGGAACGGUCGCGAGUUGCUGCUGGCGGGACGGAAAGGGCAUGUUGCAACGAUGGACUGGCGCAAUGGAAAACUGGGAUGCGAGUUGCAGUUGAACGAGACAGUGCGCGAUGCCCGGUGGCUGCACAACAACCAGUACUUUGCGGUGGCGCAGAAGAAGUCCGUCUACAUCUACGACCACAGCGGUGUCGAACUGCACUGUCUCAACAAGCAUCUGGAGCCUCUUUUCCUCGAAUUCCUGCCAUAUCACUUCCUUCUUGCGAGCGCUCAAAUGAGCGGCUACCUCAAAUACACCGAUACCUCGACCGGUCAAAUGGUUGCGGAGCUGCCCACUCGCCUCGGCGCUCCCACCUCCCUCACCCAGAACCCUUGGAAUGCCAUCCUGCAUGUCGGACACCAGAACGGAACCGUGACCCUAUGGUCCCCCAACUCCCAGACUGCUCUCGUGAAGGCGCUGGUCCACCGCGGACCGGUUCGCUCGAUGGCGAUCGACAGACAAGGACGGUACAUGGUAUCCACCGGACAGGACCAGAAAAUGAACGUGUGGGAUAUUCGGAUGUUCCGCGAAGUCCACUCCUACUCCUGCUACCAGCCCGGCGCCUCGGUCUCCAUCAGUGACCGGGGCCUCACGGCCGUCGGCUGGGGCACGCAGGUCAGCGUCUGGCGGGGUCUGUUCGACGCCGCGGCCGCCGACCAAGGCAAGGUGCAGAGCCCGUACAUGGCAUGGGGCGGCGACGGUCAGCGCAUCGAGAACAUGCGCUGGUGUCCGUUCGAGGAUGUUCUGGGUGUGGCUCACGACCAAGGCUUCGCCAGCAUCAUUGUCCCUGGCGCGGGAGAACCCAACUUCGACGCCCUGGAGGCGAACCCGUACGAGAACACGCAGCAGCGCCAGGAGGCGGAAGUCCGCUCCCUGCUGAACAAGUUGAAGCCGGAGAUGAUCUCUCUGGACCCCAACUUCGUCGGAAAGCUGAACACGAUCAGCGACAAGAAGAACCGCGAGGAGCGCGAUCUCGACCGCAAACCCGAGGACCCGAUCGAGAAGCUCAAGAACCGGGGCCGCGGCCGCAACAGCGCCCUGCGCAAGUACCUCCGGAAGAAGGGGCGUCGCAACGUGAUCGACGACACGCGGGUCAAGGCGGAGCUGCUACGCAAGGAGCACGCGGCCCGACACAAGGAGAAGCUACGCUCCGAGCGGGAGAAUCUGGGCCCUGCUCUGGCCCGGUUCGCCAAGCGGGAGAUGUGAGGCGAGUUCGUGCGUGCAUGCGUUUUAUUCUUCUGUUGUUCCGUUGGGACGACGAUCGAGUCGAGCUUUCAGAUACCCUGCUUUAUGGCGCGAGAGGCUUGAGCCUUUCCCGUCUGUCACGAUUCUUCGAGCUGUCUGCAUUUCCAAGGGCGUUGGGGGGGAGGGAACCGGAAUGGGAUAUUAUAAAAGUUGUUAUGAUAGAGAGCCUGAAUCAGC